ACACUUUGAGAGAGAAAGAAUUAGCAGCAGCAUUACAUUGGAAACUUUAUUUAGAUCAAAGAAGAUCGAGGAGGAGAUGGUGAGGAAGAGGAAAUGUGCCGAUGAGGCCAAUGACGGCGAGCCUCCAAGCAGCAGCUGGGAGGAGGUGGCAGCAGCUGCAGCCGCACUUGGAGGCGCCCGGCGUGCCCGGAAGCGCUUCGUAGGGGUGCGGCAGCGGCCGUCGGGGCGGUGGGUGGCGGAGAUCAAGGACACCAUACAGAAGAUAAGGGUGUGGCUCGGCACGUUCGACACGGCAGAAGAUGCUGCUCGGGCCUACGACGAGGCCGCCUGCAUCCUCCGUGGCGCCAACACCCGCACCAACUUCUGGCCCUGCUCCCCUUCGCAGCCCGCCGGCCCACCGGCACUCCCUUCCAAGAUCACCAACCUCCUCCUAACGAGGCUGAGGGCCAGAAACAACUCCGGCUUUGCCGAAAGCCAGCAGCAGGCGGUGCAACAACUGCAGCCGGUGCAACAGCAGCUGUAUGGAACCACAGCAAAUGAAGGUGGAGACAUACAAUUCACAGACUUUAUAAAUGACCCGACAGAAUCUAUGUCGAAUCUUACUCAUUGUAGUGAUGGUGGUGGAGAUCACAUGUGCCAUUACUUGGAGAAUUGGGGUGACCAAGGAGGUGUAGGUGAAGGAGAAUUGGGCUUGGGCUAUAAUUACUUGGAGGAGGUGGGUCACUUUGGUGAGUGUGGAGAGGGAGUGCACCAGGAAGAGGGAGAUGGUGAAAUGGGAAUGAUGGAUUUCCAAUUCAUGGAUGCUGUGGAGGGAUCGUCAUCGAGUUUCUUUUCGCCGUUCGAGAUGGUGGAGGAGAUUGAGGAGCCAAUAGAGCAGGAGAGCGGCGAAGAUGAACCAUCGAUGAUUAGAGCUGCUAUGAAGAGGAUGAAGUAUGAGAGGAAGGUAUCGGCUUCUCUGUAUGCUCUCAACGGCAUAUCGGAGUGCUUGAGGCUGAAGCUUGGAGGUAGGAAUGGUGGAGAGUUGAUGGCUAAUCACCUCUCCAGCCUCAGAAAUGCAUGUAGGAAACAAAAGCAAGAGGAGGUGGUGAAGGUGGUGGACGGUGGAUCAGUUCAAGUGCCGGUCGAAAAUCCACAUAUCCAAUCCCAAUCAGAAUCUACUUCUUCUUCUCUUCUGUGCUCAUCUUCAUCUCCCAUCUCUUCGUCGUCGUCGUCAUCAUCACCACCACCACCACAACCUCCUCCUUCUUCGGCUUCAACUUUGAGCAAUGAUGGUGAAUCGUCUCUUUGGAGCUCUCUUGACCUUCCUCCCAUAUGCUACGUAGCAUAGUUUGAAGUGCUGCUCUAAUAAUCUCCAGCAACUCGAUCGUGUUCUAAUUUCAUUCUGGUAGUUUAAAAUCUUAUCAAUGAAUGCAUCAAUACUCUCUGAACAACCUGACCAAUGAGAGUGUUUCGUUUAGUCUGCAGAGAGGCAUACACUUUUCGCAGCCGGAGUUUCUGAUAUGUAUGUUAUGAGAAGAUAUGCAGAAACUUGGCUUUACUUGUCUGCUGGUAAUGGUUGUUAAAUUUUGAUCUAAUUACUCUCCCGCAAUAGAAGUAAUCAAGGAA
Elaeis guineensis (African oil palm) is the source of this 1605-nucleotide messenger RNA. RefSeq lists its product as uncharacterized. Lineage: Eukaryota; Viridiplantae; Streptophyta; Magnoliopsida; Arecales; Arecaceae. Gene Ontology annotation, biological process: regulation of DNA-templated transcription. The record is from RefSeq and is a predicted model, not a curated record. Gene Ontology annotation, molecular function: DNA-binding transcription factor activity; DNA binding.